UCACAUGUCUUAGGUGAUAGUUUUUGAAAUUUUGAGUUUAUUUUGAUUUUGAACUUUGUUGCUGUUUCAAGUAAAGAUGAAGACAUUUUAGCAGUGAAAUAAAUUAGUGACGAAUCAUUUUUCACUUUGUUUGGAUCUUCAUGUGUUUCUAACGACGUGGCAACAGUGUGAAGCCUCUACAUCCCGACUGGAAAUGCUAAUUAUACUUUUUCAAUAUAUAACCUCAUGCUGAAAGAUGUAAUCAAUAUGGCACAUCGAGCUCUUAUGGGAAUAUCAAAAAAUUUGCCUAAAAGAGUAUUCAAACAAAUCAAACCAUUCCAAAAUCUAUUAGUUUUAGAUUUUGAAGCUACUUGUAAGAAGAGUGAAAUUUUAAAACCACAAGAAAUAAUUGAAUUCCCUUGUUUAGUUCUUUCCUGUGAUGAUUGGGAAGUGAAGGAUGUUUUUCAUAGAUACGUCAAGCCAAAGGUACAUGUAGAACUGUCAACUUUCUGUUCUGAAUUAACAGGAAUUACCACAGACACUUUAGAAGAUGAACAACAUUUUCCACAAGUGUUUUUAGACUUUUGUGAAUGGAUAAAAAGUGGACAUUAUUUUGAUGAAAAAGAUGAAAGUGCUUUUGUAACUUGUGGUGAUUGGGAUUUAAAGGUAAUGCUACCUAAUCAAUGCCAAUUAGAAAACAUUAAAAUACCUGAUUAUUUCGAUGAAUGGAUUAAUUUAAAAACAUCUUUCUACACAUUUACGAAUUAUUAUCCUAAAAGUUUAAAUGAUAUGUUAAGACACUUUAAGAUGGAAUUUAAAGGUAAAAGCCACUGUGGUCUUGAUGAUGCACAUAAUAUAGCCAGAAUCGUUCAAACAUUAGGUAAUAAAUAUAAUAAUAAAUUUGUAAUAACAACUAAAAUUAAUGAGUGAUAACAUGUAUGAAUUUAAUGAUUAAGUCUGUAAAA
Messenger RNA from Phymastichus coffea, 944 nucleotides. Its product is annotated as ERI1 exoribonuclease 3. The transcript has 3 exons. Lineage: Eukaryota; Metazoa; Arthropoda; Insecta; Hymenoptera; Eulophidae. Bases 226 to 909 code for a protein of 227 amino acids. Gene Ontology annotation, molecular function: nucleic acid binding; 3'-5'-RNA exonuclease activity. Gene Ontology annotation, biological process: exonucleolytic trimming to generate mature 3'-end of 5.8S rRNA from tricistronic rRNA transcript (SSU-rRNA, 5.8S rRNA, LSU-rRNA). The record is from RefSeq and is a predicted model, not a curated record.